This is a messenger RNA of Acomys russatus (golden spiny mouse), 806 nucleotides long. RefSeq names its product transmembrane protein 114 (gene Tmem114). Gene Ontology annotation, cellular component: apical plasma membrane. The transcript is spliced from 4 exons. The record is from RefSeq and is a predicted model, not a curated record. Bases 1 to 666 code for a protein of 221 amino acids. Lineage: Eukaryota; Metazoa; Chordata; Mammalia; Rodentia; Muridae.
AUGCGGGUGCGCCUGGGCGCUCUGGCAGGCGCGGCGGCACUGAGCGGGGUGCUCAGCUUCGUGCUGCUGGCAGCGGCUAUUGGCACCGACUUCUGGUACAUCAUCGACACCGAGAGGCUGGAGAGGAGCAGCCCGGGCGCUCAGGAUCGGGGACCCACCAACCGCAGCCAGCCGGAGUCUCUGAGUUCCCACUCAGGACUCUGGCGGACUUGCCGGGUCCAGAGCUGCAUGCCACUGAUGAACCCCUUCUGGCAGGGGAAUGUGACCGUCAGCGACUCCAGCCGACAGCUUCUCACUAUGCACGGGACAUUUGUGAUUUUGUUACCCUUCAGUCUGAUCGUGAUGGUGUUUGGGGGCAUGACCGGGUUCCUGAGCUUCCUCCUCCGCGCCCACCUCCUCCUCAUGCUCUCUGGGAUACUCUUUCUGUUUGGAGCCAUGGUGACCCUCACGGGAAUCAGCAUCUACAUUGCGUACUCAGCGGCUGCCUUCCGAGAGGCUGUAUGCCUCCUGGAGGAGAGGACCCUGCUGGAUCAGGUGGACAUACGCUUUGGCUGGUCCCUGGCCCUUGGCUGGAUUAGCUUUGUGUCUGAGCUGCUCACUGGGGUGGCCUUCCUGGCAGCUACACGUGUGCUCAGCCUGAGACAGAGGCAGGACCAAGCUAUCUGAGUUUGAUCAAUCCAGGAGGUGCAGGCCUUUUGGACCUAUCUCAGUGGAUAGCAACCUUUUCUUCCUCAAAUGCCACUGACAGAGGCCAGAGGGCCAGUGGUGGCCCGCUGUGGAUGAGCUCCCUCUGGAUGCUGUCUUUG